GAAAGCCCCUGUAGGAAGGAUAUGGACAGACCUCGGAAAGAUCUCCCGCCCAAGCAGGAGGGAGUGGGCAAGGGACCAUCACUCCAAAUCCAGGACCGGAUGGGUAUUUCUUACUGCGGCUCUUUUCCCCCACUUGUCCCUCCCCAGCUUCCCUGCCCACCCUGUGCGCACACAUGAGGCAGGGAGCUAUCUGAACCAAUCUUUUGAGAUCCCCUCCCCACUCCCCCAAAAAUAACCUGGCCACGACCAACUCCUUUUGCGGGAGAGGUUUUUUCUUUAAUUUCUCAAACUGUAUAUGGCCCAUAAACAACUUGUAACUCAAAAUAAAUCAGUCCCCUUGAGCCUUUCUCCUUUUAUUCUGGGGCAGGAACGCUCCCAAAUCGGGGAAGCAGACAUGAACAACCUCUCGCCAGCCUUUCACCAAUACUUCCUUCCGGGCGCCCCAAGAAGAGGGCAGGGGAAGGAGCGGCGGGUGGAGGGGAUAUGGCAAGGAGGGGGGAAAUUGGGGGCGGGGCUCAGGGUGGGGGGGGAAGGGCUGGAGAAGUCCAGCCCGGGACAGUGACAUAGGAAGUCAGGAGGCGAUGGCGCCAUCUACAGCUCCCCCUGCAUUUCCAAGUGGUUUGACCCGCAUGGUUCCUUACCGGCCGCGCAUUCUCCCAAGGAGCUUCCUGUGCCAAGUGACUGGAUGACCAGUUUAUGAAAGGAAGGAAUGGGGGAGUUGGUGACCUUCAAGGAUGUGGCCGUGGACUUCACCCCUGAGGAGUGGGGUCUAUUGAACCCGGAUCAGAAAGAACUGCACAAGGUGGUCAUGCUGGAGAAUGCCGAGAACUUGCUCUCCCUGGGACUUCCAGUUCCCAGAGAAGAUUUCAUUUCUCAUGUGGAGAAAGGAGGCUUGAGGAACUCCUGUCCUGAUGCAGAGACACAGUUUGACAUGAAAGAGAUGAGCACAAAUCUGAAAAUGAUCUCAUGGAAAGAGCUUUUUCAAUAUCGUGAAUGUAGGGCUGUUCUUGGUGAUCACAAAAGAAACCACACUAGAGAAGAACAUUGUGAAUGGAAUAGACACAAAAAAGCUUUAAAAAAGAGUUCCAGUGUUCCUAAAGAUAAACAUAUACACAUUGAAGAGAAAACACCUGAGUGUCACGACUGUGAUAAAACUUUUCUUGUACUCUCUUCCCUUGCCAAGCACCAGAGAAUCCAUGGUGGAGAGAAACCUUAUGAAUGUAAGAAACAUGGAAAGACUUUGAGAGAGCGAUCUCCUCCUGCUAAACAUGAAAGAAUUCACACAGCAAAACAAUCUUAUAUAUGUAAUCAAUGUGGAAAAGAUUUCCAAUAUUAUUCCAAAUUGGCUCAACAUCAGAGAAUCCACACUGGAGUCAAGCCUUAUGAAUGUAAGCAAUGUGGAAAGGCUUUCACAAAGCGCUACUAUCUUGAUGCACACCAGAGAAUCCACACUGGAGAGAAGCCUUAUGAAUGUAAUGAAUGUGGAAAGGCUUUCAUUCAGAGCUCCAGUCUUCUUGAACAUCAGAGAAUCCACACUGGAGAGAAACCUUAUGAAUGUAAUGAAUGUGGAAAGACUUUCAUACGGAGUUACAGUCUUCUUGAACAUCAGAGAAUCCACACUGGAGAGAAGCCUUAUGAAUGUAAUGAAUGUGGAAAGACUUUCAUACGGAGUUACAGUCUUCUUGAACAUCAGAGAAUCCACACUGGAGAGAAGCCUUAUGAAUGUAAUGAUUGUGGAAAGACUUUCAAAUGUCACUCCAAUCUUGCUAGCCAUCAGAGAAUGCACUCUGGACAGAAGCCUUAUGAAUGUAAUGAAUGUGGAAAGACUUUCACACAUUGCUCCAGUCUUGCUAAACAUCAGAGAAUCCACACUGGAGAGAAGCCUUAUAAAUGUAAUGAAUGUGGAAAGGCUUUCACACAUUGCUCCAGUCUUGCUAAACAUCAGAGAAUCCACACUGGAGAGAAGCCUUAUAAAUGUAAUGAAUGUGAAAAGGCUUUCACAUAUCGCUCCUACCUUGAUGCACAUCAGAGAAUCCACACUGGAGAGAAGCCAUAUGAAUGUAAUGAAUGUAGAAAGACUUUCAUAUAUCGCUCCCAUCUUGCUGUCCAUCAGAGAAUCCACACUGGAGAGAAGCCUUAUGAAUGUAAUGAAUGUGGAAAGACUUUCACAUAUCGUUCCAGUCUUGCUAUUCAUCAGAGAAUGCACACUGGAGAGAAGCCUUAUGAAUGUAAUGACUGUGGAAAGGCUUUUACACGGCGCAACAGUCUUGGUAAACAUGAGAAAAUUCACAUUGUACAGAAACCUCCUGUGGAAACUUUCAGACAAAUCUCAAAUGUUGCUUAACAACAGAGAGUGAACAUUAGAGAAAAACUUUUGAGUGUCUGGAUCGUGGUAAAGUUUUUGAUAUAUAUUAGUCCCUGACUAGACUUGGGAGAUCCCAUGCUAGAUGUAAAACCUCAUUCAUAUAAUCCACAUGGAAAAUCAUUCAGGCUCAGUUCAUCCCUGAAUUGCCUCCCGAAAAUUCCUAGAUGAUUGAAAUCAUGGAUAAUGGCAUAAAGAUGUAGAACAGAGCUUGUCAGUCAGCAGGGAUUUUCUGUUUGGGAAUACAUCUCCUAUGGACUUGGCAUGGGACGCUCUUCAGCCCAGGUUCAUCUCUGCAUUUUCAUCAGAGAAUACUGAGUGGAGAGAAUUAUAAAUGUGCUGAAUGAAGACUUGCCCUUACCUGGAAGACAAGGGUCACUAUAAAUCACAGUAUUCACACUGGAAAGAAACAUUAUUAAAAAUGUAUUUACAGAAAGGCUUUCACCUAGAUCUCAUCCUUUGUGUAGAAAUCUUGCUGCAGAUGAAAUAAGUGAAUAUAAUGAAUGAGGGAAAGCUUUUUCCUAUAGCACAGAUCUCAUUAGACAUUAAAAUUUUAUACUGUGUAUAAAGUCUGAAAAUAGAUUGAGUUUUUCUCUGAAAACCCAAGAUUGGUGUCCAAAGAAGGGUCUUUAUAAUGGGGGAAACUAAUUGUUUUACUUUCUUUUCUCAAUCAACAAUAAGAGAUUUUUAAAUCUAAUUUUAAAUUGGUUUUAUUAAUUUUCCUCUUCAUUUUCUUGUUUAUUUCUAAAUUCUUUGGCUUUCCAUCUGUUUGAUAAGUAAUAUGUUCCAAGUUCUAAUUUUCCUUUUAAAAUAUCUGUAAAUGUGGCUUAGGUCUCCAUUUUGACCUUGUUAAAUUGUGUUGAGUGGGCUUGAGGGCAAGUGAGGCCUUUUCAGAACACUUACCCCAGAAGAGUGCCAUAGUUUACAGCUACACUUUCAGAAACUCUCCUCCUUGUACCCUUGCUUAGUCUUGCAUGAACCACUUUGCUACAUCAGCAAGCUUUGUAAUGUAUAGUUACUGUUCUUAAGUGGAAUGGGUUCCUAUGACACAUUGUGAGCCCUGAUACAAAGUCAGGGAUAACUGGAGUCCACUGUGUGAUAAAGUUACUCAGUUCAGAGUAUUAAAAUUCCUGCUCUGUCACCUGCACUUUGCCUCCCUUUGCUAGACUGCACUAUUUGAGGUGAUGCCCUAUUCCUACAGAAAUGGAAUCAACUGCUUUCUGCUCUGACUCUGAGAAAUGUCUGUUUGAAUUAUUUGGGUUGGUGGUCAUUGUCCCACAUGGUGUGAGAUAUCAUAUAAAUUAUUAUCUCGAAUUUGAUCAAUGUAAAAAUAAAGAUGUGGGAGAAGAAUUUAUUAUUUGGUUUAAAAAAUUUUAUAUUCAUUGUAAAGAAAAAUAUACCAGUAAAACAGAUAA
Messenger RNA from Antechinus flavipes (yellow-footed antechinus), 3777 nucleotides. RefSeq names its product zinc finger protein OZF-like. Bases 710 to 2344 code for a protein of 544 amino acids. The transcript is spliced from 4 exons. Lineage: Eukaryota; Metazoa; Chordata; Mammalia; Dasyuromorphia; Dasyuridae. Gene Ontology annotation, molecular function: DNA-binding transcription factor activity; RNA polymerase II cis-regulatory region sequence-specific DNA binding. Gene Ontology annotation, biological process: regulation of transcription by RNA polymerase II. The record is from RefSeq and is a predicted model, not a curated record.